UUUUAUUUUCAUUUAAAACUGUUGAAGGGGUUUUCUAGAGAGAGAAAGAAAGAGAGAGAAGAGAAGACAGUUGUAAACUGUUUUCUUGACGGAGAUUCAAAUUCUCUUUACAGAACUCCACCGCAUUUGUACAGAAGAAUCACAAAUUUACAUGUAUAAUUCUAUAUAUAUAUAACGAUAUACACAUCUAACCGAAGAUCGAUUUCUCACAACUGAUUUAUUGGAUUUCCUAAAAUAACUGAAACUCUUUCCUCGAGCAAUGAUGUUGAAUAAGAGGCUAAAUUACGAAUCUCGUGGCUAUCAGCUUCCUUUCAUACCUCGGGCUCCAAGAUCUAUUAGACGGAGGACUUCCCAGAAAAAGAAAUUGGAGGAUGGCCAAAUUUGUGCAUUUGAACUAUUAGCAACUGUUGCUGGAGAAAUGCUGCUGGAGUGUGAAAGUUCUGCAUCUAGCUUUGAGAGUGUUAAAGCUAAACAGGAAGAUUCUAAGCUUGGUAGACCUGAAUACCUAGAUCAGACUAGUUGCAUAGAGAGUGGAUCAGUCGAACAAAAAUCUCGAAAAGGCAAUACAGAGAAAAUUUCCAGUGUCAUACCUAGUGCUGUGAGUCCUGAACCUUCCAAUAAAGCUGUUAAUUAUCUGAAACUGGAGACUCUGAAAAGCCAAGUGGGAAGUAGCAGAUGCUACAGUGAUGCCCAAUUAGGUGAAGGAACCAUAGUUAAUGUAAUUAAGAAAGAGCAUAACACUAAAGACAAUAGUAAACCAGAUUUCAUAUUGGGUGGUACAAGUGUGAAUAAUAGUCCUCUGGUUAAUUCUAGCAGUAAUGUACAGUUUCCAUCAUGCUUCGAUCAUGUUCCUAAUGCUUCUUUUCUUAAGCAAGGGAACCAUGUAAAGGCAGGGCGUAGAGAUGAUGACGAAAACUCUGUUGGAUGUAAUGGGCGUAGUGUCAAGCCAAGGAUUUUUCGACCACAUUCGCGGUUCGGAUACAGAAGAAUCCGGAGGUUACUUACAUCCAAGUAUUGGAAAGUGGCUCCAAAGUUGAAGGAUUGUGACUUCUCCUUAACCAAUAAGGUACUGAAGCCUAUUUCAGCAAAUUGGAAUACUAACAUGAAUGUGAGAAGUAAGCUUGAAGGUCCUUCAAGAAAAAGGAAAUUCUAUGACCAUAGAUAUGAAUGUGAGGGUAGCAGUGAAAGUCUUUCCAAUUCAACCGAAAAGAGUAUGAAGAGAAGCAGGAAUAAUGGGUCGCAGAUAGCAAGUGGACCAUCAGCUGUUGUUAGGAGUCACCAACCAUCCUUCCAGAAAAGAGAUUCUCAUGUGAAGCUUAGCAUCAAGUCCUUCAGAGUACCAGAUCUGUAUAUUGAUGUCCCUGAAACUGCUACUGUUGGCUCACUGAAGAUGAAAGUAAUGGAGGCAGUGAGUGCAAUUCUUGAAGAUGGGUUACAUGUUGGUGUACUCCUCCAAGGGAAAAAGGUGAGAGAUGAUAAUAGAACUCUACUGCAGAGUGGUAUUUGUGGCAAUGGUGAUCUCGAUGCUCUAGGUUUUAUUUUGGAGCCUCUCUCUUCUUCCUUGGCACCUUCAUCUGUGUCGCCCAAAGAUCCACCACCAGUUCUGGUUCCAUGUGGAACAACACAUCAUGAAAUCUCUAAUGCUGCGAUUACUCAGGAAGAUGACAAGCAGAAGAAGGUUCUGUCAUCAUCCUCAUCAUCAUCUGUUAUUGAUGAAGUAAAGAAGAUUGAGGUUUGUGAGGAUUCAAAAUCAUUAGUUCCUGUGGUUGCUGCUGAAAUGGGAAUGAUGGAGGAAGCACUUGAUAUCACCCCCAUAAACCAGAAACUUGCUAGACGAUCUGAAAUAGUUCAGCCACGUAGAACUCGAAGACCUUUCACUGUCACAGAGGUAGAAUCAUUGGUUGAAGCUGUUGAGAAACUUGGAACUGGAAGGUGGCGAGAUGUUAAAAUGUCUGCGUUUGAGUAUGCAGAAUAUCGAACAUACGUGGAUCUAAAGGACAAAUGGAAAACAUUGGUUCACACAGCGAGCAUUUCUCCGCAGCAAAGAAGAGGGGAGCCGGUUCCACAAGAGCUAUUGGAUAGGGUUCAAGCUGCUCAUGCAUAUUGGUCCCUUAAUCAAUCUAGGCCACACAUCAUCAAAAACCAACAGCAUUUCAUCGUCGAAACCUAGGAAAAAAUUGAUUUCAAAAUCAAAUUUUAAUAAAAAACAGUGUUCAACUUGUACAUGGACAAUCCAAAUAAAAAUAUUUGAGUCUUUCUAACCACCCCUUCUACUACUGGUUAUGAUGACUUUGACAGUUGGUGUUACAUUUUUACCAUUUGUUUUUUUUUUUAUCACUUUUUUAUGAUGAAAGCUCCUUGUAAGGAGAA
Impatiens glandulifera is the source of this 2370-nucleotide messenger RNA. Its product is annotated as telomere repeat-binding protein 2-like. The record is from RefSeq and is a predicted model, not a curated record. Lineage: Eukaryota; Viridiplantae; Streptophyta; Magnoliopsida; Ericales; Balsaminaceae. The transcript has 9 exons. Bases 260 to 2170 code for a protein of 636 amino acids.